Messenger RNA from Mycena indigotica, 2625 nucleotides. RefSeq lists its product as uncharacterized. The transcript is spliced from 4 exons. Lineage: Eukaryota; Fungi; Basidiomycota; Agaricomycetes; Agaricales; Mycenaceae. Bases 1 to 2625 code for a protein of 874 amino acids. The record is from RefSeq and is a predicted model, not a curated record.
AUGUCCAACAAACUCUAUGGCCGGAACCGCGACUCCGUUGCCGACCUCGAAACCGACUUGCAUUCCAUAUUCGAACAACAUCCCGACUCUUCUGUGGGCGAUGAUGGAACACCCAUUAUACCCGCCCACGCCCUCGUGGAUGUUCUCAAAACAUUCGCCGACUCCAAUGGCGUAGAACUGCUUUCGCCUGAAGAGACCGAGCAACUGAAAGCUCUUCUCGCCACCAAUCCAGACCUCGAGGUCACGCCGCAAAUUACGCUAGCAUUCAUUGCCACCAGGACAAAGAACAGCCCGCCUCAGAGCCCGCCAAUGACGGAGGACGAGCUGGAUUCACCGCGGGGGAGACAGGACGACCGCAGCGUUGUAAAUUCAGGGCGUGACUCGCGUUCUUCAAGCAUCGAUUCCGUUGGGACGUCGAGAAAUCAUAGUAGGCCACCGUCGAGAGGCGUGCCACAAACCCCCAACUCUACUGCAUCCCCAUUCGAUACUUCGCGGCGUCAAAGGUCAACGCCGCUGGGAGGAAAUGCACCCUCAAGUUGGGCGACGAAACGACCACCACAUCACCGGAGGAAGAGCGAUGCAGGAAGUAGGAGUGACUCUGAGCAAGUAUCAGCCAGCCCAAGCGCUUAUGGGCGUCCAGCGGGUCGUAUACGGGCACCUUCCAAUCCCACAUCUCCCUCAACCAACAUGAUGGACGAUUUCGACAACCCCGGCUCCCCUCCACCUAAUGGUCGUUUUUCGCGACCAUCUUCUCGCCAACAGGGCCGUCGACCAACCCUCGACGAGGACUUGUACAAUGAUCUGGACCAUACCUUCCGUCAAGGGCUGAACUCAUUACCCAUGCCCCGACCGACCGAAGACGACUCAGACAGCGAUGAUGAGGCCCGCAUGGACAUGGUUAUGGACCGCUCAGCUGCGUCCAGCACUGUCAGCAUGAUGCCACAAGACCGAGUUGAAGCCCUCCAGCGGGUGAACGACGACCUCACCCGCAAGCUUAUGGAGAACGAGCGGACUUUGCAAAACAAGCUGGCAGAACACGAGUCGAUCCAGGAAGAACUCCAAAGUAAACUGGACGAGUUGUCCAACGAGCUCAGCGCGGCCAAGCGAGAGGAAAAGGAACUGCGAAUCAAGGAGCGUUCCAGCCAUCAUCAGAUUCAAACCCUGGAGGCCGAAAUCUCGAAAGUCAACCGGCAACUCGAAGCUUCCAAGGCUUCAUAUGCCAAGAUGAACAAGCUGUAUCAGGACCAAUUGAGCAUGGCUAACAAAUAUCGCGACGAAAUUCGUGAACGCGACGCGAGCACCCGUGAUCGCAACAACGAGUCUGAGGCGCUGAACCAAGACAUCCGCAAACUCAAGGUUGACGCAGAGAUCUACGAGACGCGGAUUGCCCAACUCGAGGAAGAGUUGGCGGCGGCGCAACAAGCACACAUCCAGCUUGACGAGCAAAAGCAAGAGAAUAUGCUGCUCAAAGAAACUAUUGACCGAAUGCGCUUUGACCUGGACGAAAUGCGGAGCAAUAACGCGAGUGCUGUCGCCGGUGGCUCGAGCGGUCAUAGUAGCGCCGCAAACACGAUCAGCAAGAGUCUUGGCGCUGAACUGCUCAAAAUGAAAGGCGGGUGGAACGACGAGCCUGAAGAGGAGGCUGCAGAUGUGCCUGCGAGUACAAGCUCGCCAAACGAAGACGACGAAGACACCGAGGGCGAAGAUGUCAUCCAGACUAUCAUCACACGCAAGAAGCGCAAAGUCCAGAGCAAGGCGAUGGACAACCGGAUGCAGAACAUCCAGCGCCGCGAGUUCGAGGAGCGGAAAGAGUACUCGGAUAUGGCCACGCAGUAUGACCUCGAGCAGUUUUAUGUCUCGUGCAAAACGCAAACGGACGCCGAAGUCAAGAUAAUAACUGCGUCGCUCAGUACCCAGACCGAUCCAGAACCUGUCGUGGAACCACCCCCGCCACGCAAUACCGUCGAGAUGGAGAUCCAAACGGAAGCUGACCCGGAGGAGGAUGUCAAGCCUGACGCGCCGCCAGCCUACAAAAAAGAGCUGUCGCCAGAAGAGCAGGAAGAGCAUGACUGGCGGGUUACAGUCGCGACGCUCAAAAAGUACCAUCCUGGGUCCCGUCUCGAAGAGGGUGUGCCUGACGGUAUUUCUCUCGAUGCGCUGGAAGACUGGCGAGCCCUGAAGGAGGAGCUGGGUGUCUCGUGUUUAGUCGUCGACAAGAUCAUCGAAAACUCGCCUCACACCGGCCUGCCACGUGCACCGUCUGAUGCUGCUGGCGCCUCUCCACGGCGAAGAAGCGGUCGCUUCUACAACAUCUACAACACCUACGUUUAUGGUGGAAAGACCCCCCACCCGCAAAGCAACGCCAAUCCGUUCCCUGUUAUUCCCUCUGCGAUGUUCUGGAUCGGCGUCACCUCGAUUGCGUUCUUGGCCGUUGGCCCGUCGCUGCUGAUUCCCUACUACACCGUGCCUGGCGGGCCAACGAUGCACGACCGCGCGGUGUGGAACAGCUUCAACACGAUGAAGUAUGCGGGCGAGGGCUUCACACACGAAACCGAUGCGCUGUGGGGUUUAUUGGGACGGGUAACGGGCGGCGCGGCGCGGAUGGUGCGUGGCUGGCCGCAAUAG